UGAUGACUGGGCUAACGUCUCGCGAGAUUAUAACGUGAACUGGGCUGGUGUGUUUUCGCCUGGCACGCGGGUCAGAAGAUUCUGGAAGAAAGGCUUUCUGUGAGGCUGCCGCUUGUUGUCUUCAUUUAAGAUCAUCUGAAAGAGGCAACGAUGGUGAAAGAAACAGGCUUUUAUGACACACUUGGUGUGAAACCCAAUGCAACUCCAGAUGAACUUAAAAAAGCCUAUCGCAAAUUAGCCUUGAAGUAUCACCCUGACAAAAACCCUACUGAAGGGGAAAAGUUCAAACAGAUCUCGCAGGCAUACGAGGUUCUGUCUGAUGCCAAGAAGAGAGAGGUGUAUGACCGUGGAGGUGAAAAGGCUAUAAAAGAAGGAGGAACAGGCGGCGGCAGUGGUGGCGGUGGUUUCACAUCACCCAUGGAUAUCUUUGACCUAUUUUUUGGUGGAGGUAGUCGAAUGCACAGAGAACGAAAAGGAAAGAAUAUAGUUCAUCAAAUCACUGUGACCUUGGAAGAUCUUUACAACGGAGCAACAAGAAAACUUUCUGUACAGAAGAACUGCAUCUGUGAGAGAUGUGAAGGUCGUGGAAGUCGUAAAGGAGCUGCACAGAUGUGCAUGUCCUGCCAUGGCACGGGUGUGCAGGUACGCAUGCAUCAGUUGCUCCCAGGUAUGGUGCAGCAGGUUUCCACUGUGUGCCACAACUGUCAGGGACAAGGACAGAGAGUCAGCCAGAAGGACCGCUGCAAAACAUGCGCAGGACGCAAGAUCAUGCGACAGAAAAAGAUUCUGGAGGUUCACGUUGACAAAGGAAUGAAAGAUGGGCAGAAAAUAGUUUUUCAUGGUGAAGGGGACCAGGAGCCAGGGCUGGAACCAGGUGAUAUCAUAAUCGUCCUCGACCAGCAAGAACAUGCACUUUUCACCAGGAGAGGAGAAGACCUGCUCAUGUCGAUGGAGUUACAGCUGGUUGAGGCUUUGUGUGGUUUUAAGAGGCCGGUUCAAACACUGGACAGCAGGACUCUCCUCGUUACGUCUCAUCCAGGGGAACUAAUCAGGCCUGGAGACACCAAGUGUGUCCUCAGCGAGGGGAUGCCUAUGUAUCGCAGACCUUUUGAGAAGGGACGUCUUAUUAUUCACUUUUCGGUGGUGUUCCCACCAGCCAAUUUCCUCCCCAAGCACAAGCUGAAGGAGCUCGAGCGUUACCUCCCCGGAAAGAUAGACACAGAGCAGACGGACAGCAUGGACGAGGACCUCUACAUCUACGCUGACCUGGAGGACUGUGACUUGGAGAGCAGAAGAAGACACAGACAUCAGUACUACUACAUGGACGAGGACGACUACGCCAGCACCGGGGGCGUUCAGUGCCACACGUCUUAAACCCCAGCUUGAGACUCUGCCUUUUCCAAAAUCCCCCAUUUCUGAUGCAAUGCACCUUGUUGAAAGUUUGUGCACCUUUUCAUCCGGUAACUCUGUCUUAGUUUGAAAUUCCCCUCUAGCUCAGUCUUAAGAGUCCUGGCUCACUCUUCUUUUUUUUUCACCUAAUUGGUUUUGGACUCGAUGUUGGACUGCUCAUUCCUUAUGGGUCCAUAUUUCAAUUCUUUCUUCUUUUUUUUUCUGUAGCACUGUGGUUAAACAUGAGGGCUGGUAUCACAGUGUCUUUAAAAGAAAAGAAAAACUCUACUUGCAUUUACACUAAAACCGAUGCCAACAUUCAUUUAAAUUUUUUUAUUUUUUUUUAUUGUGGUGUUGCUUAAUCUGUGGUCGUGAACAGCUCGUUAAUGACUCUGUUAAUUGUUUUUGAGGACCCAAAGUUCAGAUGGAGGACAAGGCAGAUUUAUGUUGAUACUUGAUACUUUUUUUUUUUUUUGCUGGUUUACCCUUUAAAGGGCUAUUUUAAAACAUUUCUAAACAAUCUUAAAAAUAUGACUGGAAGAUGUGAGUUUGAAGAAAGGGAGCAGUACUGUUUUAGGUUCAAGCCACUAAAUUGUAGAUAUUUCAAACUAAUAUUUAACUUUAGUAUUUUACCUCUUCUGGGUUCAAUUACUGUCUUGGGUUGGAUAUCGGACUGUUUUCUAUGUGAAAUUAUUUUACGAAAGAAAACAAUUUGCAGAUGUUUAAAACCUUCCAGUUCCUUGAAAGCAACUGUUUUCUGGACAAUUUGAAGAUAAAUUGGUAAUGGUAAUUUAUGUUCAUGCUGGUAAUAUUUGUUAAAACAGUUCUUAAAAAAAAAACAAACAAAAAAAACAUGGGUAUAAAGUGCCUGUUGUACCUACAUUGUCAAAGAAAGAUUAACCAGUACCAGAAUCCUCUCUGUAAUUGCAUGGUCUUGAAAUCAGAAGAAAAUAUUGCAUUCACAUGUGGAACUGAGAUGAAAAGUCAAAGUAGAACGUUGCAUAUUUUGAUGUUUUGAUGUUGGUACCGAAGUUGAUAAUUGUGUCUUAUUCUUGUGCAACCUGGUCAGAUCUAGGGAGGGAUUUAAGAUGGGGGAGUUUGAAGUGUGUGUGUCUGUUUCAACGCCUUAUCAUAACUCAACUUGAAGUAACUUGAUUAUGCAGUUAGUUUAAGUGAUGAUCUUUUCCCUGAAUAUUGUAUGACCGUUCUGUUCGGGCACCUUCAAGAGAUCUGCUUCUGACAGCAGGUCUGUUUCUGAAAGUCUGAGAAGGUAAAACUGAGAUAAGUUAACUCGAGUUUUAAUUUUAACUUAAUCGAUGUUUGGACCAAGAAUGUUUGUGAUCAUGUUUUGUUAAUAAAUAUCAUUUUGGGGUCUGA
This is a messenger RNA of Xiphophorus couchianus (Monterrey platyfish), 2766 nucleotides long. RefSeq names its product DnaJ heat shock protein family (Hsp40) member A1 (gene dnaja1). Gene Ontology annotation, biological process: response to heat; protein folding. Bases 151 to 1374 code for a protein of 407 amino acids. Lineage: Eukaryota; Metazoa; Chordata; Actinopteri; Cyprinodontiformes; Poeciliidae. Gene Ontology annotation, molecular function: Hsp70 protein binding; ATP binding. The record is from RefSeq and is a predicted model, not a curated record. The transcript has 9 exons.